GCUUCGUCGUCUCGACCCGGUCUCCCGUCGGAGAGCCGGCCGGGGUGGCGGACGUGACGCCAGGCUAAGGCUGGAGGGCCGCGCGGGGCGUCUCCCGCAGUCACUCCGGCCCGGGCCCGGAGCCAUCGGUGGCAGCAUGGCUCUCCUCGUUCUCCUCCUGAUUCUUACAGUGCAGGCCGGGACCUGCGUUGCGAUGAGCACCGCGGAGCCAGAGCUGUCCUCGGUGCCUACACCAACCAAUGUUGUAAUUAAGUCUUAUAACUUGGACCCUGUCCUGUGUUGGGAGUACCAGGCCAUGGCACAGAUUCCUGUUUUUACUGUACAAGUGAAGAACUACAAGAGUGGGGUAUGGCUUGAUGCCUGCACCAACAUCUCGCUUCAUUGUUGUAGUAUUUUCCAACGAGUUGUUGACCCAGCAGAUCCUCUCUGGGCCAGAGUUAAAGCUAGGCUUGGACAAAAAGAAUCUGCCUAUGUAGAGUCAAAAGAAUUUACUUUGUGCAUCCAAGGAGAAAUUGGACCACCUACAGUAGCUCUCAGAAGGAAGGAAGACCAUGUCAUUGUUGACAUAUUUCACCCAUUAGUCAUCGUAAACGGAGAAGUGCAAGGAACCAUGUAUGAUGAUGAAAAUGCCUGCUACAUAUUCGAGUACAAUGUGUAUGUGAGAGUGAAUGAAAGUGAGACCCCAGAUACAAAGCACGUGCACCUGGAAGACGAUUGCAAUGAGACCCAGUGCCAGCUGAGUAUCCCUGUGUCCUCCCUGAGCUCUGACUACUGCAUCUCUGUGCAAGGAGUCUCCCAUAAAUGGGGUGUCACCACUGAGAAGUCCAAAGAAAUUUGUAUCUCCAUUUUAAAUAACACCCUAAAAGAUUCUGCUUGGAUUGCACUUGUUGCCACUUUCCUCUUUCUACUGCUUGUCUCGGUACUUGUAUGUCUCCUAAUUAAGAGGAAUCCAUUUAAGAGAAAAAGCAUCAUGUUACCGAAAUCCUUGCUGUCCGUGGUAAGAAGUGCCACUUCGGAGACAAAACCUGAGUCUAAAUAUGUAUCACUCAUCACAUCAUGCCAGCCAUUUGUUCUGGAAAACGAGACGAUGAUCUGUGAAGAGCAGUCAUCUCCAGAAACGAUUCUAGCCACACCAACAGAAGACGGUCCAGGAAAAGCAGGACAUGAGGAUGAACUCUCUAGUGAAACACAAGUGGUGAUUGCUGAAGAAAAUAUUCCUGAUCUGACCCCUAGCAGCUCUCCAACUCCAAAAGACAGGGAGAAUUCUUUCACUUCAAGUAGUAACCAUUCAGAACCCUGCAGCUUCACCUUAAACUCCUAUCACUCCAGAAAUGGUUCUGACAGUGGCCUCGUGGGAUCAGACAGCUUUGUGUCUGACUCCGAAUUUCCCCCAAAUAAUAAAACUGAAAUAAAGACAGAAGGACAAGAGUCUAUAACACUGAGAAACGCCCCCACCAAUUUUGGUUAUGAUAAGCCACAUGUGCUCGUGGAUGUAACUGUAGGUGAUGGUGACAAAGAGACUUUAAUUGGUUACAGACUUACAUCAGAUUCCAAAGAGUUCUCGUGAGAUCGGCUGAGGUGCACCAACUUUGAAGUAUCUGCAUUUCCUGGUGGCUUUUCUGCUUUGAUUUCAUAAAAGUGUCAUGCCGUCAGACAUCGUGUCUUGGUUGAUACUCACCAGAUGGAGUAUCUUGCUUUAGACAAAUGUCUGAUAAGUGCCUGUUGGCACUGUCCCACGUGAUCUGAAACUAUGAAGACUUCAAAGCACCUGUGGUAGCAUGUGAACCUUUCCAUCCACGGUAGCAGUGGAACUGUCCUGUCAGCCUGGCAUCCACCAUAGCCAGUGACACUUCCCAUCACUUCAGAAUGUAUUGUGGAGUUUUUCCUUUCUGUGCCUCAUUUGUGCUGUUUUUGUAAGUUUUAUAUCUAUAGUAUUUUUAAGUCCUUAAUUCUGAGAGCUUUUCAAAGUUAGAUUUAAAAUCUAAUUCAAACUGAUAGAAUUAAUAGGGCAUAUAAAUAGAAACAUGUACAGAUUUUUAUGGAAAAUUACACAAUUUUAUGGAAACAAUUUUAUGGAAAAUUGUUUCAGAA
Messenger RNA from Castor canadensis (American beaver), 2091 nucleotides. It is a transcript of the gene Ifngr1, whose product is annotated as interferon gamma receptor 1. Gene Ontology annotation, molecular function: cytokine binding; cytokine receptor activity. Gene Ontology annotation, biological process: type II interferon-mediated signaling pathway. Gene Ontology annotation, cellular component: plasma membrane. The record is from RefSeq and is a predicted model, not a curated record. NCBI's taxonomy places the organism in Eukaryota, Metazoa, Chordata, Mammalia, Rodentia, Castoridae.